Molecule: messenger RNA, 426 nt
Organism: Dentiscutata erythropus
Lineage: Eukaryota; Fungi; Glomeromycota; Glomeromycetes; Diversisporales; Gigasporaceae
Source: the annotation of a GenBank genome assembly
GCCAAUGGAGUAUUUGUUGUUCGGUUGAAAAAAUUGUUUAUCGAAGUUGGACAUUUAGAGAUGAGCGGUGGAUACGAGGUUGGGGAACGAUUUCAUGGUGCUUCGUGUGAAGCAUUCUUAAAACCAAGUGUCUUUUCUAUUCAUGCUUAUGAUAAUAGAAUAGAACUAUGGAGAAUGCAUAUCCCAUCUAGCGGUGUUUUACAAUAUGAACGAACAUAUAGGGCAAUUGUUCCUAUUUGCUUUGAAGAAGAACAAAGAUGUACCUUUGAUUUUGUUAUUGUUUUAUGGGAUCUCAGGUUACUAGAAGUUAUGGAAAUUAUUUUCAAACUACUUGAAGAACAUAAUGAUUCGGAUUUUAAUUGUCCAAUCUUUCUCAUGCCUGAUACCUCUUUUAUUCGGCCUGAUAAUGAUAAUCGCGAGUUCUAA